AUGUCAAGGACCGCCAAGGUCGAAGAUGUGAGCGCCACCAUCAAUUACGAGUUUCCUGUCCGUAUAGCACUCCUAGGAGGGCCCAAGUCCGGAAAAUCGUCGGUAGUUUCAAAAUUGACAUUGGGCCAUUUUCGUGACACUUACUACCCGACUCAUCUGGUGGUGCCUAUACUAUUUUCGUACCAUGCCACGUCACUGGUGGCCCGAGCCAUCUUGGAUGAACUCGAUACAAAGCAUAGUUUGGGACUUUUGACCUCGGUUUCGUCGGUUAGUCUCAGUCCAGUAAUUUACCAGGCUUACUCCAAGACAUUGAAAUCGGACAAAUUGCCAACCCAAAUCAAGAAUGACGUGUACUUAACUCAUCUGCAUCACUCGGAGACGUAUGUUCCUCCGGAAGUUUCUCCAAUUCUUGUGGAAUUGGUGGAUACUCCAGCAUAUAAUCCCACCAUGGUUGUUCCGUUUCUCGAGGCAUCUUUAUACAGAAAACUCGACAAAGAAGUGCUCCAUAAACUAGCGGAUGAGCCACGAAAACCGGUGCUGACGAAUCCUUUGCUCGUAGCCUCGGGAGCCAGCGAACUCAAUGGGGCAAUCGAUGGUUACUUUUUCGUUUACAGUGCUGUACCUACCAGCAUGCCUCCAGCGUACGAGUCGGCAAUUGACGAUAAUGGUGCUAGCCCCAAGUCCACCGAAGGCAACUCGCUUGCUCUUCUUCCUUCCAUAAAAGAGACCCUUGACGAAGCGUGGAGGGAGUACAAUGCAUUUCGAACAAAGUGGGAAAUGGGUAAAGAAAGUGAUAUGUUUUCGUUGAAAAGUGCCCUCAAGAAUAUGUUCAAAGAUAGGGCUCCAGGGAGCUUGGAAGCACAGCGCAAACUGCUUCGUUCAUUGCAGAGCCAUAGCGAAUUACCACCUAAUCCCGAAGACCCAUCUGACCCCAAUUGUCCUCCCCCAGCAUGGAUCUUGUGCACUCAUGUGAAUAGCCCGUUGGCAUCUCCUAAGCUCAUUGAAGAGGGUAAGAAACUCGCACGAGAUUGGAAAUGUGGAUUCGCAGCAAUUGACUGCGAGGAAGAAGUCGAUGCUGCAUUGGCACUCAUGAUCCGGGAAAUUGUGGAGAGAAAAAAGUUGCGCAAAAGAAGAAGAUAG
This is a messenger RNA of Meyerozyma guilliermondii ATCC 6260, 1140 nucleotides long. RefSeq lists its product as uncharacterized. Bases 1 to 1140 code for a protein of 379 amino acids. The transcript has a single exon. NCBI's taxonomy places the organism in Eukaryota, Fungi, Ascomycota, Pichiomycetes, Serinales, Debaryomycetaceae. The record is from RefSeq and is a predicted model, not a curated record.